Xyrauchen texanus (razorback sucker) is the source of this 6330-nucleotide messenger RNA. RefSeq names its product zinc finger and BTB domain-containing protein 16-A-like. Lineage: Eukaryota; Metazoa; Chordata; Actinopteri; Cypriniformes; Catostomidae. Gene Ontology annotation, cellular component: nucleus. Bases 511 to 2499 code for a protein of 662 amino acids. Gene Ontology annotation, molecular function: RNA polymerase II cis-regulatory region sequence-specific DNA binding; protein binding; DNA-binding transcription factor activity, RNA polymerase II-specific. Gene Ontology annotation, biological process: regulation of transcription by RNA polymerase II. The record is from RefSeq and is a predicted model, not a curated record. The transcript is spliced from 8 exons.
AGCUACAGCAACGUGAGUGUCUUCAGGACAACAAGAAAAUGUCUCUCCAAGAUUUAGAGAGCACCCCUCGGUGUAUUUUUGACUGUUAUUUUACAUUUAGGUAUUGAACCAGCUUUAUUUCCCAGAAGAAUGUCUUCAGAUAAGAUGACUGUGCUUUUGUGUGCGCGUGUGUGAGCGCGCGGUUUUUAUUCUCAUUCAUCCCCUUUACCCUUCAUUCAUGGACAAGCUAAGCUCUUUUUAACGCAGUCAGGCUCUUUAAAGUUAAAAUCAACCUAGGGUUCCUGCGCGUGUCCGAUUCGCGCCUCAGAGAAAGGAGAAAGAGCGAGCCAUUGCUUUGACGUCACAGUGGUGAUGAUGAUGAUAAUCGGAAUCCAUAGGCGAGUGUAGUACGCGUGAAGCGGCUUCUGUGAACCUCAGUAUGUUGAUGCCUUAAUAACAAGUGUUCAAUUCACGCGCCAAUUCCAGGAGCACUCAAGGACAGAGAGGAGCAUAGCAAACCCAUGAGAUGGUAUGGUAAAUGUUGAUAGAAUGGAUUUGACUAAAAUGGGUGCGAUUCACCUCCAAAACCCUGGCCACCCCACAUCGCUCCUGCAGAAGGCCAACCAGAUGCGCCUCUCCGGGACUUUGUGUGAUGUGGUCAUCAUGGUCGACAGCCAGGAGUUCCAUGCCCACAGAACCGUGCUUGCAUGUGCUAGCAAGAUGUUUGAGAUACUUUUCCACCGCAACAGUCAACAUUACACUCUGGACUUCCUCUCACCAAAGACCUUCCAGCAGAUUCUCGAGUAUGCUUACACUGCCACGCUCCAAGCCAAGCUGGAGGACCUAGAUGACCUGCUGUAUGCAGCAGAGAUCUUAGAGAUAGAAUACUUGGAGGAGCAAUGUCUGAAGAUUUUGGAGACCAUCCAAGUGACUGAAGAGAAUGACACAGAUAUGAAUAUGAAUGAGAAUGGAGCUGAGGAUGUCGAUGACCACAGGAUCAAGUACCUUAAGAGCACAUUUAUCACAAAAAAGCAUUCCAUACCGGAUGGUGGCUAUGGUAACGCCGCCCGCCAUCACUUGGCUCUGGUCAGCAUGGUUGAUAAGAGAUCUUCAGACUCAGCCCAACUGGGUCUUCCAACCAUUAGCCCAACAAAUGCUGCCAUAGAGGGCCUGAUGAGCAUGGGCCAGUCCACCUUCCAAGGAAACAUGCCCCAGACCUUUGUGCAUAAUCAUGGUAGUGCAUCUCCAUUGCUUGAUAAGAUUAAAACUGAAAUGAUGCAGGUAGACGAAGAGUUCCAACAUGAAGGCAUCUUCCCCAGGAACGGGGAGGGCGGCUUUGACUCGAGGCAGCACCGGGACACUCCCGGAACCCCUACCAGAAGCAGCGUCAUCACCAGUGCUCGCGAGCUACACUCUGCCGAUAGUUCUGGCGACUCCCAGGGAGACGGCAGCCAAGUGGGCCUGGUGAACAUGGCCAGUCUAGCUGAAAGACAUUUCACAUCGCUGUGCUCUAUACCUUCCAACUAUAAGAGUGAUGGCAUGCUGCCCUUGCCUGUAUCCAUGGCUUCAUCGUUACAUGUGCCAUCCUCCCUGGCCAUGUCCAUGGAUUUCAGUGCCUAUGGGGGGCUCUUCCAUCAGAGUUUGAUUCAGAGGGAGUACUUAAGCAAGCUUGGGGCAAAUGUGAAGCACGAGGCCCAAACCCAGAAAGAACGAUGCGAGGUGUGCGAUAUGGAGCUGCCUGAUAAUGAAGCUGCUGAACAACACAAGAAGUUGCACGGUGGAGUGAAAACCUUUGGCUGUGAGUUCUGUGGAAAACAGUUCCUGGACAGUUUAAGACUGAGGAUGCACAUACUGUCUCAUUCAGCGGGACCAAAAGCACUAGUGUGUGAUCAGUGUGGGGCUCAGUUCUCCAAGGAGGAUGUGCUGGAGGCCCAUCGGCAGACACACACAGGUUCAGACAUGGCUGUUUUCUGUCUGUUGUGUGGCAAGCGUUUCCAGACACAGAAGGCUUUGCAGCAGCACAUGGAGAUUCAUGCCGGUAUGCGCAGCUACAUCUGCAGUGAGUGUGAACGCACCUUCCCGAGCCACACGGCGCUCAAACGCCAUCUCCGUUCACACACAGGUGACCACCCAUUUGAGUGUGAGUUCUGUGGGAGCUGUUUCCGUGAUGAGAGCACGCUGAAGGGACACAAGCGCAUCCACAAUGGAGAGAAGCCUUAUGAAUGUAAUGGCUGUGGCAAGAAGUUCAGCCUCAAGCACCAGCUGGAGACCCACUACCGUGUCCACACAGGUGAGAAGCCGUUUGAGUGCAAGCUAUGUCACCAGCGCUCACGGGACUACUCGGCCAUGAUCAAACACCUGCGCACCCACAACGGCUCUUCACCAUACCAAUGCACCAUCUGCCAGGAGAACUGCCCCAGCCUCUCGUCCAUGCAGAAGCACAUGAAGAGCCAUAAGCCUGAGGAUGUCCCCCCAGACUGGAGGAUUGAGAAGACCUACCUGUACCUCUGCUACGUGUGAGACAGGGAGCUCAGACCCAGACAAAAGAACUGGAAAUGUGGCGAGAUGUGCAAACGGACAAACCUGAAGGUUUGCUUUUGGGCCAGGCCAAAGGAAGAGAGGGGGCGUUUUCAAAGUGAUUAAAUGUAAUGUGGAAUUUUUGACAUUUUGCUCGCAUUUGCAUUGACAUGCAUUUUUUAAAUCACAUUUUACAGGAUAUAACUGCACUAAAACCUGUUUAUGAAAUGGAAAUGUGAUAUGUCUCUAGGUGUAAUAAAGGGAUGUGAAUUUGCAGAAAGUAUUAGUACAGUCCACUGCUUCAAAUUUGCCAUCCCUUUGAAAAAACAGGCAGGAAUCUGUUUGCUUUCCACUUUGUUUAUUUGAGAAAUUUACAGCAUUAUCAUACUUGUAAUGUUUUAUUCCCAUAAGGAUUCUCUGGAAAGCUCACUUUUCCUUGAACAUAGAACACCUAUAGAAUAUUUCUAUAGAAUACCUAUAGAAUAUUCUGCGUUCAAUACAUGUUAAGCACAAUCGACAGCAAUUGUGGCAAAUUCUACAAAUAAAAAUUGGACACGCUUCUCCUUUUCAUUAAAACAUAAAAACAAAAAAUAAGCAAAAAUCGAGGUUACAGUGAGGCACUUACAAUGAAGUGAUUGAGCCCAAUUUUUGGAAGGUUUAAAAGCAUGUGAAUCUUAUUAUUUUAUAAAAGCACUUACAUUAAUUCUUCUGGAUUAUUUGAGAUGUAAAAUGUUUUAAUCAUAUUUUUUGCAGGAUUACAGGGUUUACGACGUUGCAGUGUCAUGGCAAUGAAGUUGUGAAACUAUAUAUAACUUUACACAGAAAAGAGGAGAUCUUAUCACACUUAAAUCAUGUUAUCACGCAUAUUGUUUAUGUCUUGUGGCUAUACUUUUGAAACCGUGAGUAUGGUAAUGUUUAUGAAAUUGCCAUAUAAUUUUACAUUGUAAGUGCCUCUGUAAUCCAAUUUGUUUAUUUUAUUUUUUAAGAAAAGGAGGAAUAAGUCCAAAUAAUUUUUUGUCGUAAGGAACAUUAUGCCACAAAUGCUUUCAAUCAAGCUUAACUUCAAUUGAACCCGGAAUAGUCCUUUUAAAGAAUGAUAUUGAGUCAAAUAAGAACAUGGACUAAAGCUCAAUUUAAACACAAACAUGAUAAUAAUACAAGAUAAACACAUCAGUGGAUGAGUUCAUGCCCUUUUACCUUCUCUUAAAUUCAUUAUUAGGCUUUUUAGUCCACAAUUUUCAUGAUUUUUUUAAAUAAAAACAUGUGUGUCGAAAUGCACAAGUUUGGACCCAUUAAUCAUUCUCUUCAAAGCAGAAUAAAGUGCUUAAUGAAACACAAUUUUCUCAGAGGUACAUCCAAAUUGUGCUGCCAAGCAACUGAAGUGGAUGUUCAGGAACAUUUAUUUAAAUAACUACACUGUGCACUUUCAGAGUUUUAGAGGCCAUUUUUGGUUGUUUUAAGGACCACAUUCUGCAUUUAGUGCAUUCAGACGAAGCCAGAGAGGUGAAUCCAUAUUAUUUGCUUUAGAUUUCAGUCAGUUCCAUAUCAAAUAAUACAGUUGUUCAGUUAAUUUCACUCUUAAGGUCAUAACGGAACAUGCUAAAUUGCUGUGAUACAAGCAUUUUUAGUCAAAGAAUUUCACAGCUAAUGAACUGUUAACACGACAAUAGUUUCUCAUACUCAGAAACCAAUUAAAGAGAUUAUAUUUUAGAUUAAAAAGUGAAAAUGCAGUAUAUGUUUCUGCAGGCUUCUGCCGAGGAUACUUGUGUAGUUAGAUCGCCGUUAUUGUUUAUCUUUGUGUUCUGACAUCUCUGUGUUCAAAUGUUUUACUUGAAUUGCCUAAUUUUGUUACCUCACAUGCUAGAUUUAUUUUUGUACUCAUCUCUUUUUCUCUAAUUUCCUGCUGAGCUGUGUUUAAGAGCGGGAAUUAUUCUUUGCUAUGACAGAACGGAAUUAAUCAGUAUCGGUAAACCACACUAUUCAGUGGUGUAAUCUUGUUAGUGAGCUCCGUACUAGUCUGAAACCCUUGCACAAGUGUGUAUAUCUGCCUCUCGGUUAUCUUUUUCAGGCCUACCUCUACACUGCUCUCGAUUUUGCACUAAAGCAAAAGCACACUUUUGCAACACUUUUGCUUUGCUUGAGACUGGCAUUUUCAUUCACACUCAGUCUCAUUGUCCAUUCGCUGAAAUCUAGGUUUGUUUGUCAUUAUAUUCACACUCCUUGCGAUUAUAAGUUUUUUCAGCCUGAAAGGGUAUAUGCAUUCAUUCUGAGUGAUUGUAGGAUAGUGUUGAGAAAAUGUUUAGUUGUUAGAUACUUGAGGGAUAAACUUGAAACAAUGUGAAACGAAGAGAGAUCUUUUUUAUGUGAAAAUUAUUCAAGCGUUGAAUCAUCUGAAAUGCAGUACUCGUGUGCCGUUAUGCGGGAGAUGUUAGCUUGAAAGAAAAUAAAAAAGAAAAGGGGAUUUUCUGUGAAAAUAAAUCUCUGAGACAAGAGCCAAAAGUGGCACUUUGAUAAGGGAAUAUGUUGUAUUUUUGUAUGGGGUAAUGUGUGACCCCUGUUCUUUUGUUCAUUGAAGUUAGGCGAAUAUUUUUACGGUAACUUUUGCAUUGUGCUUGUUCUUGAUUUGUGUAUAAAAAUUGUUUUCUUGUGCUUAUUUUACUAUGUUAAAAAUAUACAGUAGUAGAUGUUUGUAAAAACAAAUCGUAGUCAUUGCUGCUGGGUGUUCAUAAUUGACGAUGAUGAUAAUAAUUCCACAUUUUGAGUGUGAAAAAUAACUUUGAGUGAUCUAAUGCCAAGAGCUGUAGGCCUGUCACAGUCAUGGAGCACAACAAACCAGUAAAACAUCAAAAGAAAAGAUGUAUCUGUGUCUUUGUAUUGUAUUCACUGCUCACUGUAAGAUUAGACUCACCUUUAAGAUCUGUACUGGUCCUCGUGUUUGCAGUGUGAGUCAAUGUGUGAAACGUAUUCAGUGUUAAAUACAUGCACCCGUUAAAAACACGUCAGAGAGGUGCUCAUGUAAAUGAUUUGAUACAUCUUCUGUAUUCAUGUACACAGGGAUCAGUUUUUGUUCUGUAUGUGUGUCUUUCUACAAAGUCACCUUGUUAUGAGCUGUGCUCUUAGGCAAUCAGGGAUGCCUUCACUUAACUCAUAGAACAUCAGAAAUAUUGCAUUAAAAAUUACAUUCCACACUUCCUGGUCAUUGUAGAAAUGCUGUGCUUAGAUUUUAAACCCCCAUUAUAAAACACUUUAGUUAAAUCCAUUGGAAACAACAUUGUGAAGGUUGCAAAUUUGACUUGUCAUUGACAUUUUUUUUCAGUUAUCACAAGCAAUAAUUCUUCAGGUCAGAUUGUACAUGAAAACUCGGCAUCCCUGCUGCUGUAUCACUGUGUUUUAUUUUGCUUUCAGACAGGAAGUAGCCAUGUCACUCAGUGCUCCCAUAUUUGUGCCACUGUUACACAAAUUAAUACUUUGGACUGAGGAUCCACGUGGGACCAAACAGCCAUUUUCGCUCCAUUUGCCUUGUUAUAAUCACAAGACCGUCCUUGGUGUCGAAAUGGUUUUACGUUCAUUGUGUUUUUCUUUAUUGUAUUGUCUACCUCAGCACCAGUUAUUUGUGUAACUUUAUAAAGGUGCCCGAAUGUUGUUACAUUGUUUUGUGCAUACGUUUUGUAGCCUUGUAGGGUUUUCUUUUCUUUAUUUCAGCAUAGAGAUGCUGUUUUGAAGCACUGUGUGGUGAUUUUGAUGCUGCAAAUAGAGGUGUAGGUUUCUUUUUCCUUCUCUAUGUGGGUUCAGACACAUCUCUGUAUAUGUCAGUGUUCUAAAAUAAACUUCUCA